Closterium sp. NIES-65 is the source of this 1656-nucleotide messenger RNA. Lineage: Eukaryota; Viridiplantae; Streptophyta; Zygnematophyceae; Desmidiales; Closteriaceae. The record is from the annotation of a GenBank genome assembly.
AUGCCUUCGCUCCUCCAUCGCCCCCUCCUCGUCCACAGCUCCCUCCCUGGCUUCCGCCCGGUGACAAUGGCGGCGCUACCCAGGGGUCUGAAACGAGUCGCGGUCAUCGGGGCUGGCCCCGCAGGUCUCGCGUCCGCCAAAUACCUCCUCGAGGCAGGCCUUCAACCCACUCUGUUUGAGAAGGCCGGUUCUAUCGGCGGACUGUGGAGGCAGGGCAUUCCAAGCGAGGGUGGCGAGGCAAUUGAAGAAGAAUCUUGUUCGAAACCAGCCGCCAGGGCAUCAGAUGGAGCGCCUGCGUGCUGGGCAGGCAUGAUGACAAACCUAUCGCGCUUCACCUGCAGUUUCUCCGACCAUCCGUGGGCCGACGAUGCGCCGCUCUUCCCGUCGCAAGCUCAACCUCAAGCGCUGCGCCUGAACGCGCGUGUCUCCCGCGUCGCGUUGCUGGACGACGGAAAGUGGAGUGUCCAGGUGGAUCAAGACGGCCGGCAGCAAAACCCAGAGGUGUUCGAUUCCCUGGUAGUCGCGUCGGGGUUCUUCGAAAAGGCGCACAUCCCUAACAUGCCAGGGGCUGAUGCAGCAGCAGCAGCGGGAGUCCUGAUCCACAGCGCCGACUGCAGGAGUAGCGACGCCUUCGCGGGGAAGAAGGUUGUCGUCGUCGGUGCUUCCUUCAGCGGCGUCGACAUCGCUGCUGACGUGGCAUCGAAAGCUUCUGAGGUCAUCCACGUCAUCACCAAGCCCUUCUGGCUGCUGCCACGCUUCCUUCCAGCCGACCCCUCGGACCCAGCCUCGCCCUUCCUACCGCUCGACUUGUGCUUCUAUCGACGGGCCUCGCGACCUUCGCCGUCUCUCGUCACGUUGCGCAGUGAGGAGGCGCGGUGUGCUGCCAACAAGUACAUGCGCGCUCUGUGCGGUGAUCAGGGUAAGCUCCUGUGCCCGGAGCUGGGCGUGAGCAGCAGCGACAGCGAGCACCCGUUCGUUGCCAUCGCAGACAGGUACGGGCCGAUGGUGCAGCAGGGGCUCAUCCGCGUGCUGCCCGGCAGAGUGCAGGGCGUGUCGCUGCACCCGCAUUCCCACAGCACAGCUGCACAGGCCUCUGUGACUCUCCAAGGCACGGAUGAGCGCAUCGACGGUGUGGAUGCAGUCAUCUGCUGCACUGGUUACAGCCCCGCUCUGCGCUUCCUCCCAAAUGAUCUGAAACAGCAGAUCGGCUUCGACUCGUCGGACCUCUUCUCGCCGCUGCUGCUGCACCGCUGCACCUUCCACCCGUCGCUCCCCAGCGCCGCCAUGGUGGGCAUGUACCGCGGGCCCUACUUUGGCGCCAUGGAGCUCCAGGCUCGCUGGGCCGCAGCCACGCUGUCCGGCGCCCUCCCGCCCGUUCCAACCAGCACCCUACAGGAGGGCAUCGAGGAGGCGAGGGAAGUGCGGGAGCAGCAGCCGAGACCGCAGUUCCCUGUGUGGGACUAUGUGAGCAUGUGCAACUCGCUCUCUGAGGCGCUCGGGUGCGCGCUGCCCACAGACCCCGAGUGGAUGAGAGCACACGACAUGGUCGUACCCGCACACUACUGCACCCUCACCAGUGCACCGUCUGUCGCUGCCGCUGAGGUUGCCAUGGCGCAGUUGACGCGUGCUUGUGGCGAGCUGGAGGGCGGGAGCUAA